AUGCCUGUCAAGUCCGGAAUUAGAGAUUAUGUUCUAUUGCCAGGCAAUGUGCUUAAUCCUGAUCAACAUUGCUUGCGUUUCCCGGUUUCAAUUAGUCCAAUUGAAAAGGUACCCAACAAAGAUCCUCACUUAGCUUGGCUUUAUGGAUCAACCAUUAAGCGAAGGGAGACUGGAUAUGGCGAAUCAGUCGGUGAUGGAUUACCCGACAAAGCAAACUGUGAUUCAGCACCUGCCGCUCAUAACUCUUGUGACAUUAACCAGAAAGAUGCGAAAAACAAGGCCUACAAUAUUGCACAAAUGGCCGCCCAGGAUGCAAAAGCAGCUAAUGAUGCCCAGGUCGCUGCCGCCGAGGCUGCCUCACUCCAAGUCAAAAUGGAACUUGCCAAUAAGGCCGUUCGAGAGGCUAGAGCGGCGGAGGCUGCUUUAGCAGGCAAAGAGCAGAUCAUGGGACAACUGGAGCAGGAGCAAAGGGAGGCUCAGGCAGUGGUGGCCGAGGUUGUUAACUCACUCCAAAAUACCCAGGCAAACGUAGAUGCCGCCAUGAUAGCAGUUAUCGAUGGAAAAACCGAGCUAAAAAAGCUUAAAGAGGUGGUAAAUGAAGCCACCGCUCAGCUGGGUAAUAUCGAAACUUUUGCAACUGGUUCCCAGUUGGAGUUGGAAGAGAAAUCUCACCUGUUGGAGGCGGCCAAGCAUAGGCUGGAAGGCCUCGGAAGGCAAGUGUGUUCCCCUAGACAGAACUACGACAAAACCAAGAAGGCGGCCAAUAAGGUAGCCUGUGCAGCAGUGGAGGCCAAGCAAAAGGCUUAAAGACUACAACGUGAAAUCGGUUCUAAAACACCUAAGAGCUAG
This is a messenger RNA of Drosophila eugracilis, 849 nucleotides long. RefSeq lists its product as uncharacterized. The transcript is spliced from 2 exons. NCBI's taxonomy places the organism in Eukaryota, Metazoa, Arthropoda, Insecta, Diptera, Drosophilidae. The record is from RefSeq and is a predicted model, not a curated record.